AUACUCUGUAUAAGGAAUUCGUUUUCUUGAGUCCUCCAUCUAGAGUGGGUCUACAGUCGGCAUGGAGCCCUCAUCUUCACUCUCUUUAGUAUCUCAGCUGUGUAGCCUUCUCCAGAACCCAGACUUCCCCGCGCAACUGGCAUCUGCGAUCGAAGCAUCGAAACGAAAUCACUUGGAUCUCUCCAAGGAGUCCUCCCAACAGGAGCAAGAGAAUAGUGACCUUUUCCUCCGUAUUGAAGCUUCGCUUUUUUCUGGUGCACCAUGUGUAUCUCAGGAUAAUUCAUGGGUUCUGGGUUGCGUUGACCUGAACAAUGAGCGUGUUGUACCGUUGUCGCAGUUGACUCCAGAUGUCUCGGAGAUAAGCUACGAUAAACAAAAUACCAUAGCUGCGCCAGAACCCAUUAUAGAUGGCCAUGGCUCACGUCCCCUUAAGCGACGAAAGACCGUCAGUGGCCUUCGCUUGGCGCCACAUAAUCAUAAGGCUGUCAUCAAAGGAACUGAAUCUCAGGUCGACGGCUACGCUACACCGGAUUCAAAUAGGACGACUGACGAUGCUCAAAAGUCGUCUGUUCGCCAGGUACAUAGUGAUACUAGGUUUCCCCAACGUAAAAACCCAAGCAAAGAUACAUCUGCCCCAGUCCUAGAGCCAACGUCAACCGACAAGCUUAUCGCGGGUAUCUGGCGACAAGUGUUCUCACCUGUUCAACUAAGCCGAUUCCAUUCUGUCAUAGAACCCGGCAUAGACAUUCGCACUGGCGUUAGUGGAGAGGUAUUCCGGGCAGUCAACACCCUGUGCCUAAAGUACUACAACCAGAGUCAGUCCUCCCGCGCACUUGAGAUGAUAGUGCAAGCAUACUGGAUUGAAUGUUACGAGGCUCGUAUUGCUGUCCUUCGCUUAGAAAAUCCCAACCUAUCAGCUAUGGAAAUCCGAAUGAUGGGCUUGAGGGAAGCAUGUGCGGUCCUCAACUGGAAAGAAAAGGAUCUGCGAAACCGAAUCGCUAUCUGGCGCGGAUACAAGGAAAUCAAAGAUGCUGGUGGUUGGGCCAGUUUGAUAUUUGCAAGUGCCGGGGUAUACCGAUUCUGCAAAUACCGUACUGGCUUUGGAGAGGGUUUCUCUACGCGCCUUCGACAUAUCCGAUCUAGCCUAGAGGUUGCCGCCGAUACGCUGCAUCCGGACUGGAGGGAUCUUCUUCAAGUGAUCGGGCAACAAGAGACGCGGCAGUACCACGGCCACCCACAUGAAUGGGUAACAGUAACAGGAAGACCAGCAAUCCCCUUGACUUCAACAUAUGAGCAUCUUCAGCUCCCCAACGGCUUCCAUUAUCGCUUCAUCGAUGAGUGCGUGCUUGACACUGCUGCUUUUGGCACAGAUGACCCUCGCCGGGUUCCUGAAAUAGAUCCGGAUGUGUGUUUGGUAUGCAAAGAGAGGCAGUCUGAUGAAAUCGACAAGAACCAAUGUUCAUGCUUCCCCACACUGUUCGGGGGCGUGCGAAAUCCAGUACCAGUACAGUUGUUCCAUACAACCAGCGGGAAGAACAACGGGGUCAUAGCUCGCAGUAACUUCGACCGUGGUAUUGCUAUCGGUGAGUUCACGGGUCUCAUCACCAAAGGCAUCGAGGGUGUCGACGUGAUGCUAGGUGGCACUCGCACAAGAACGUACCAGAUCUUCCAAGGGCAGAUGGGCAACUUCACACGGUUUAUCAACCACUCCUGUCGUCCAAACAGUCAAUUCCAGCGAUUCUAUUGGCGGGGAAAGGAGCGCGUAAUUGUUGUUUCGCGAGGAGUGACGGCUGGGGGUGAGAUCACCGUUGAUUAUUCAGAUCAUUAUUGGAAGCAAUUGAACAAGACAUGUCUUUGUGGGGAACCAUGCUGUCGAUUCCGGGAGAGAAGAUAAUGCAUUUUCACGGCGUGAUGCUUUAUCGAUGUACAUAGAGCUUGAUGGGAGGAUAUCAUGUAGUAGACUGAACUGCUUAAUGUGCAAUGUCAGGGAGGUCACAUGGCGGGCCAUAUGGAAUCUCCUUGUCAGAUGAUAUGCG
Molecule: messenger RNA, 2036 nt
Organism: Aspergillus caelatus
Lineage: Eukaryota; Fungi; Ascomycota; Eurotiomycetes; Eurotiales; Aspergillaceae
Exons: 7
Coding region: 62-1894 (610 amino acids)
Molecular function (GO): protein binding
Source: RefSeq, a predicted model, not a curated record